CAUGAGCCUGAUCCAAUUUGAAAUAAGAGCAGAAAGUGAACUGCACCAUGGACUGAUAACUAAUACAAUAUCAUCGGGAACAACAAGCGUGGCAUUGUGAUGCUAACAACCAACUGAGAGAAGUCAUGACCUUACUAUUACAGUAAUAUAAAGGAUAUAAUCCUAACUUGACCUAAAUGUAAUGCAAUUUGAUUUUCAAUAAAUAAGCAUGCAAUAAACAAUGUUACAAGUAGCAUACAAAUGAUAUAAUGUUGACAGUAACGCCGCAGACACUGUUAACCAUAUGCUCCUUGAGCAAUGACAGAUUAUAAAAACCGUGGCCAAGGCAGAGGCAUGUCGCAGUAGAGUGAGAGGGACUGAACAGAGUACGCAGAGAAGGGAAUUGUACAACUUUGAACAGGCUCAUCUGAGACUUUCUGAAUUGCGGUACGUGACUAACCUGGAGAAGAAUGAAAGGCAUGUGCUAUUUUACCAAUGUGGUCCUGUUCUGCAUAGCCAGUGGAGCAAGUGGAUGGCUCAUCCAUAACUCGACAGAUUCCACUUCAAUAGCCAAUUUCACCGACAUGAACUCAACGUUAAACGCGCAGGUGUCUGCGCUCAUCCCCAAGUCUAGACGGAAACGCUGGAUUUCACAAAGUGACAUGCUUGCCAUCCUUGACUAUCACAAUAAAGUCCGAGCAAACGUCUUUCCACCUGCUGCAAAUAUGGAGUAUAUGGUGUGGGAUGAAGGCCUUGCCAGAUCUGCUGAAGCCUGGGCAGCCACAUGUCUCUGGGAACAUGGACCACCAUUUCUACUGAGAUACCUGGGACAGAACCUGUCGGUCAGAACAGGGGGAUAUCGCUCCAUUCUGCAGCUGGUCAAACCUUGGUAUGACGAAGUCAAUGAUUACAUGUUUCCAUACCCUCGUGACUGCAACCCCAGGUGUCCAAUGAGGUGCUCUGCACCGAUGUGUACACAUUACACUCAGAUGGUGUGGGCUACAACGAACAGAGUUGGCUGUGCAGUUCAAACGUGCUAUAACAUGGUUGUCUGGGGAGCCAUGUGGAGACAAGCAACAUACCUGGUCUGUAAUUAUUCUCCAAAGGGGAACUGGGUAGGAGAACCUCCCUACAGAGUUGGCAUCCCAUGUUCAGCAUGCCCACCAAGCUACGGAGGCUCAUGUAGUAACAACCUAUGUUUCCCUGCAAUAACGUCCAACUACAUGUACUGGUUCAAGUAAACCAUUUAGACAUCUGUUUUAAUAAUGAACUGUCAGAUAUCAUAAUUUCACAUUGCUUCAAAUGUCAGAUGUAUUUCCCCCAAGUACUUUAUAUGUACAAUGUACCUUUUUAUACAAUUACACAUUUUGAAUUAGAAGCUACAUUUGAUUUGGUUUUGAGAUGUAAAUGAGUAUCAUACAUUGUUAUGUUGUAGCAUACAACUUAUUGUUGUCUUACCAUCAUAUUGAUGGUCAAAUGUAUUGAUCAGCAAUCAUGUUGUUUUUGUUGGUGACUUUUGAUUGACUAUUUGGUACAGAGGUCAAACCUACAAAUACCUCCACUAAGGCAGUGGUCAAUAAGCUUCCUCAUAAUUAUAAAGACAAGAGUAUAUUGGAUCGAUCGACUCCAGCUCACUGUACCAUAUGUCAGUAGCAUUUUCAACAUUGAUAAAUAUUGUUUUAUUAAAGAUUUACUGUAUUUUUGUAAGUACUUCUGAAGUGUUUUCCAGAACAUGAAUUACAUGUUGUUUUUUUUAUUUGCAUGAAGCUUCAUAUUUUUACACCAUUGAAUGUCACUUAUAUUUGUGUUCAUGUAAUUGCUAUGGCCUGUUACCAUUGUUAUAGAAUAAAGACUGCUAAACUGUA
Oncorhynchus kisutch (coho salmon) is the source of this 1844-nucleotide messenger RNA. It is a transcript of the gene pi15b, whose product is annotated as peptidase inhibitor 15b. The record is from RefSeq and is a predicted model, not a curated record. Bases 450 to 1220 code for a protein of 256 amino acids. NCBI's taxonomy places the organism in Eukaryota, Metazoa, Chordata, Actinopteri, Salmoniformes, Salmonidae. The transcript has 6 exons. Gene Ontology annotation, cellular component: extracellular region.